AUGGAGGCAGCGGCCGCUACUCCGCGUCCCCGGUUGCUCCUCCUCAUGCUGGCGGCGGCGGCCACGCUGGUCCCGGAGGCAACGGCAUUACAAUGUUUCUGCCACCUUUGUACAAAAGACAAUUUUACUUGUGUCACAGAUGGGCUUUGCUUUGUCUCUGUGACAGAGACCACAGACAAAGUUAUACAUAACAGCAUGUGUAUAGCUGAAAUUGACCUAAUUCCACGAGACAGGCCAUUUGUAUGUGCACCAUCUUCAAAAACUGGGCAUGUAACUACAACAUAUUGCUGCAAUCAGGACCACUGCAAUAAAAUAGAACUUCCAACUGUUGGGAAGCCGCCCUCCGGCCUCGGCCCCGUGGAGCUGGCGGCGGUCAUCGCGGGGCCUGUCUGCUUCGUCUGCGUCUCGCUCAUGCUGAUGGUCUACGUCUGCCACAACCGCGCCGUCGUCCACCACCGGGUGCCGAGCGAGGAGGACCCCUCGCUGGACCGCCCUUUCAUUUCAGAGGGCACGACGCUGAAAGACUUAAUUUACGACAUGACGACGUCGGGCUCUGGAUCAGGUUUACCAUUGCUUGUUCAGAGAACAAUUGCGAGAACUAUUGUGUUACAAGAAAGUAUUGGCAAAGGCCGUUUUGGAGAAGUUUGGCGAGGAAAAUGGAGAGGAGAAGAAGUGGCUGUUAAAAUAUUCUCUUCGAGAGAAGAACGUUCAUGGUUCCGUGAGGCAGAGAUUUAUCAGACUGUCAUGUUACGUCAUGAAAACAUCUUGGGAUUUAUAGCAGCAGACAAUAAAGACAAUGGCACAUGGACUCAGCUCUGGUUGGUGUCAGAUUAUCAUGAGCAUGGAUCCCUUUUUGAUUAUUUGAACAGAUACACAGUUACUGUGGAAGGAAUGAUAAAACUUGCCCUGUCUACAGCAAGUGGACUUGCCCAUCUUCACAUGGAGAUAGUUGGUACACAAGGAAAACCAGCAAUAGCUCAUAGGGAUUUGAAAUCAAAGAAUAUCUUGGUAAAGAAGAAUGGAACGUGCUGUAUUGCAGACUUGGGAUUGGCAGUAAGGCACGAUUCGGCCACAGAUACCAUCGACAUUGCUCCAAACCACAGAGUGGGAACAAAAAGGUAUAUGGCUCCUGAAGUUCUAGAUGAUUCCAUAAAUAUGAAACACUUUGAAUCCUUCAAACGCGCUGACAUCUAUGCGAUGGGACUAGUAUUCUGGGAAGUAGCUCGACGGUGUUCCAUUGGUGGAAUUCAUGAAGAUUACCAGCUGCCUUAUUAUGAUCUUGUACCUUCUGAUCCAUCAGUUGAAGAAAUGAGAAAAGUUGUUUGUGAACAGAAGUUAAGGCCAAAUAUUCCAAACAGAUGGCAGAGCUGUGAAGCCUUGCGAGUAAUGGCUAAAAUUAUGAGAGAAUGUUGGUAUGCCAAUGGCGCAGCUAGGCUUACAGCCCUGCGGAUUAAGAAAACAUUGUCACAACUCAGUCAGCAGGAAGGCAUCAAAAUGUAA
Messenger RNA from Rangifer tarandus platyrhynchus (Svalbard reindeer), 1500 nucleotides. Lineage: Eukaryota; Metazoa; Chordata; Mammalia; Artiodactyla; Cervidae. The record is from the annotation of a GenBank genome assembly.